This is a messenger RNA of Lachancea nothofagi CBS 11611, 1746 nucleotides long. The record is from the annotation of a GenBank genome assembly. Lineage: Eukaryota; Fungi; Ascomycota; Saccharomycetes; Saccharomycetales; Saccharomycetaceae.
AUGAUAUCGUCGACAACAUGGGUUCCGCGCGGAUUUCCGUCCGAAUUCCCGGAGAAGUAUGAAUUGGACGACGAAGAGAUGGAGAGAAUCAAUCAAUUAGCACAAUUGAACUUGGACGAUGCCAAAGAAGAUUUGGACGAAGUGGAAGAAGAGACUGAAGAGACUGAAAACAAUGAGAUCGCCAAGAACACUGAGAGUACUGAAAACACUGAAAGCGUCAGACAAAUUGGGUCUCAGGCCGACGCAGAUGACGAUUUAAAAGAAUACGAUUUGGAACACUAUGACCAAGAUUUGAAUGAAGAAUUGGGUGAAGGGACUGACGCUACCAUGUUUCCUGGCCUAUCUGAUGAAGUGAAAUAUCACGAAGGUGAAAAUGGCGAAGACGCUUUCAUGACAUUGCCUACCGAAGAAGACACACAUGAGGCUAAACAGGAGCUACAAGUUUAUCCUACCGACAACAUGGUUUUGGCUACUAGAACUGAAGACGACAUUUCAUAUCUUGAUGUUUAUGUGUACGAUGAUGGUGCUGGAUUCCACGACCCAGAAGUUGCUCAGGAAGCCGGUGAUGAACAGGACCCGGACGUGGCUCGCGGUAUGGUCCGUGACGGCGCUCUGUACGUGCAUCACGACCUUAUGUUGCCCGCCUUCCCGUUAUGCGUGGAGUGGCUGAACUACAAGCCAGGAUCAAACUCUGAAGAUCCUGCUAAUUUUGCUGCAAUUGGUAGUUUCGACCCACAGAUCGAGAUUUGGAACUUGGAUUGCGUUGAAAAAGCUUUCCCAGAUAUGAUCUUGGGAGACCCACACGCUUCAGCAAACACUGGUACCGGUAAGGGUAAAAAGAACAAAAAGGCCAAAAACAAACACGUCACAACUCAUCACACAGAUGCCGUACUCUCUCUGGCACACAGCAAACAUUUCCGUCCCGUUCUAGCGUCGACUUCUGCCGAUCACACUGUGAAACUGUGGGACUUGAACGAGGGCAUUGCAGCUCGUUCCAUUGCAUCUAUACAUUCGAACAAAAAUGUUUCAUCUUCUCAAUGGCAUAGCACUAGUGGUUCGGUUCUUCUAACUGGCGGUUACGACGCCCGUGUCGCGUUGUCCGACGUUAGAAUAGCUGAAGACUCUAAAAUGAGCAAAUAUUGGUCAGUGAUGGCAGGGGAAGACAUAGAAUGCGUUCAGUUUGCGGGUGAAAAUACUUUCAUGUGUGGUACAGACUCCGGUAACGUUUACUCUUUUGAUAUUAGACAAGGGGAGAACAGCUCACCAUUAUGGACUUUGAAUGCUCACGACGCCGGAAUCUCGACCUUGAACGUAAAUCCCUUCAUUCCCAAUCUUUUGGCAACAGGCGCCAUGGGGGAGAAGACUGUAAAGCUUUGGAAGUGUGGCGAAUCUGGUCCAAGUAUGGUACUAUCCAGAGAUUUCGGUGUUGGAAAUGUCUUGUCGACUUCUUUUGCACCAGACAUUGAAGUGACUGGAAAUAUUGUCAUCGGCGGUGUUGCAAAGGGUUUGAAACUGUGGGAUGUCUUCACCAAUAGGUCUAUUCGUAAGAACUUUGGCAAAGAACUGGCUUCGGUUCAAAAACAAGCUAGACAAGAAGCCAGAGAAUUGGGUAAAGCCUCAAGAAUCGCCAGAAAGUAUACAAAUAACGAUAACCCCGACACUGUGGUAACCGUGGAUGACCAAGGUGAGGAUGAAGAAGAGAAUGAGGCCCAGGAUGGUCGAGACGAUUGGGAAGACGCCGAAUAG